AACAAACAGAAAAGCGAAAAAAAAAAAAUCCAAAUAAGAGAGACAAAGUUAACAAAGUAGACACAGUAACUGAAGAACGUAAAGUAAAUGAAGAAGACAAAGUUAACAAAGUAGGUAUAGUAACCGAAGAACAUGAAGUAAACAAA
Racocetra fulgida is the source of this 146-nucleotide messenger RNA. The record is from the annotation of a GenBank genome assembly. Lineage: Eukaryota; Fungi; Glomeromycota; Glomeromycetes; Diversisporales; Gigasporaceae.